This is a messenger RNA of Asparagus officinalis (garden asparagus), 621 nucleotides long. Its product is annotated as mitogen-activated protein kinase 9-like. Gene Ontology annotation, cellular component: cytoplasm; nucleus. NCBI's taxonomy places the organism in Eukaryota, Viridiplantae, Streptophyta, Magnoliopsida, Asparagales, Asparagaceae. The record is from RefSeq and is a predicted model, not a curated record. Bases 1 to 621 code for a protein of 206 amino acids. The transcript has 3 exons. Gene Ontology annotation, molecular function: MAP kinase activity; ATP binding. Gene Ontology annotation, biological process: intracellular signal transduction; protein phosphorylation.
AUGGGACUUCGUCCAGGUUUACACCGAUAUCUAGUAUCUCGGAGAUUUCGUUCAGUGUGGGAGGUGGCAGAUGCUGCCAUAGCUCAGGAGAUAGAUACGACUAUAUUUAUUAAGGGCAAAGAUGGUAAUGCUAAGUUAGGACAGUCUGGGGAUAAAGGGGGAGCUUUUAGCUCUCAUUGUGUAUUUUCCUCCAUUUUUGAUGUUGCCAAAGGGGAAGAGAAAUGUGAGAGCACAAAUGAAGCAGACUUCUUCACUGAAUACGGCGAAGCGAGCCGAUACCAGAUUCAUGAGGUGGUCGGCAAGGGAAGUUAUGGGGUCGUCGACGCGGCCGUGGAUACCCACAAUGGAGAGAAGGUGACAAUCAAGAAGAUAAACGAUGUCUUCGAGCAUGUUUCGGAUGCUACUCGCAUCCUGCGAAAAAUCAAAUUGCUUGGGCUGCUCCGCCACCCUGACAUUGUAGAAAUUAGGCACAUAAUGCUUCCUCCCUCACGGAGAGAAUUUAAAGAUAUUUAUGUUGUUUUCAAGUUGAUGGAAUCUAACCUUAAUCAAGUUAUCAAGGCAAAUGACGAUCUCACGCCUGAACACCAUCAGUUUUUAUGUACCAGCUUCUGCGAGCUAUGA